AUGAGCCAGGCCAAGCUGAGCCGCCUCUGCCAACAGGACAAGGUGGUGCGCGCCCUGGAGGACCGGCUGUGGCAGCUGCACAAGGAGAAGUACACGCUGGAGCAGGCCCUGCUGUCCGCCAGCCAGGAGAUCGAGACCAACGCGGACAACCCCGCCGCCAUCCAGACGGUGCUGCUGCAGAGAGAUGACCUGCAGAACGGGCUGCUGAGCACCUGCCGGGAGCUCUCGCGGGCCACCGCGGUGUUCGUGUGCUUGUGGAAGGGCUGCAAAGUGUACAACACGCCCUCCACCAGCCAGAGCUGGCUGCAGAGACACGUGCUCACACACAGUGGCGACCGGCCCUUCAAGUGCGUGGUGGGCGGCUGCAGCGCCAGCUUCGCGUCGCAGGGGGGGCUCGCGCGCCACGUGCCCACGCACUUCAGCCAGCAGAACUCGUCCAAGGUGUCCAGCCAGCCCAAGGCCAAAGAAGAAUCUCCUUCGAAGGCUGGCGUGAACAAGAGGCGGAAGCUGAGGAACAAGAGGCGGCGCUCGCUGCCGCGACCGCACGACUUCUUCGACGCCCAGACCCUGGACGCCAUCCGACACCGAGCUAUAUGCUUUAACCUCUCCGCCCACAUCGAGAGCUUGGGCAAGGGCCACAGUGUGGUCUUCCAUAGUACUGUAAUAGCGAAGAGAAAAGAGGAUUCUGGAAAGAUAAAGCUCCUCCUUCACUGGAUGCCUGAAGACAUUCUGCCAGAUGUAUGGGUGAAUGAAAGUGAGCGGCAUCAAUUAAAAACUAAAGUAGUUCAUCUAUCAAAGCUACCCAAAGACACCGCCUUGCUUUUGGACCCAAACAUAUACAGGUAA
Molecule: messenger RNA, 846 nt
Organism: Dipodomys ordii (Ord's kangaroo rat)
Lineage: Eukaryota; Metazoa; Chordata; Mammalia; Rodentia; Heteromyidae
Gene: Aebp2
Product: AE binding protein 2
Exons: 8
Coding region: 1-846 (281 amino acids)
Biological process (GO): regulation of transcription by RNA polymerase II
Cellular component (GO): ESC/E(Z) complex
Source: RefSeq, a predicted model, not a curated record